CUAUUGAUAACUAGAAAUAAAGGGUGACUUAUUGUUCAUACAAAGACAUUUCUCUUCCCAUCUUCCUUAUUAUCUCCUCUGCUCCCAACUUACAUAACCCCAUACAGUACCACAUACCCAGAAAAUAUAGAGCUUUAAUGGGAUCUGUAGCAGAAGCAGAAGCAGCAGACAGUUGUACACCAAGAUUACCACUACUAUCAAAGCCUGUUGUAUAUAUGCAAUCACCCCAGAGGUCAGGGAUGGUAACUCCGCCGCUCUACUCCUCAGCCGCCGUACCGUUCCGGUGGGAGGAGGAGCCUGGUAAGCCAAGAGAACGCCUUACCACUGCUGGUUCGACUUCCCCAGUUGAACUUAGCCCUAAAAGUCUAGAAUUGCCUCCAAGAAUGUUCUUGGAAAACAAUUCUAGUAAGCUUACACCUUCACCAACCACAGUGUUGGACGGUCCUUAUAUCAGUAAGUCGUCAAGAUUUCAGUCAUCUUCGUUCCGAAUGAUAAGAAGAGAGCGUUACGGAUCGUUUCGUGGAGUAAGUUUUGGUCCUGAGAGAGGUGAUCAGCUUGGUGAUUUAGUGCUUAGCAAGCAAGGUAUUGUUAAAGAUAGAAGUUUAUGGGGUUCUUGGAGGUGGGGAAGGAGGGGUAUUAAAGGAAAAAGAGAUGUUGGUGGAGCUAGCUAUGUGUUUCCAUCACUGUCAAUGGAGGAUAGAGAAUUAGAAUAUAGCAAUGAAGAAGAAGAAGUAUUAACCAGCAACACUCUUUCAAGUCAUACCAGGUCUCAUUUCUGGGCAACUAUUUAUGAAGGGUUGAAACAGGUAGUUCCAUGGAGAAGCAGAAAAGUAAAGAAAGAAGGGUUACUUAUUUGACUUUUCUUAGAAGAAAUUCAUUAAAUUGGUCAUGGUCUAGCCCUGUGAUCACUCUCUUUCAAAGAGGUUGCUAUGGAGGGCCCGUAAGCCUUUGCUUGCUGCACCCUCAAUUGUGGGUGCCAUUUAUGGAACAAAUUAUUGCGGACUUUUGUAGCCAUGUGGUUAGUAUUGCAGUAUUAAAUGUAUCAUCAAGUUACUGUCAUUUAUAAAGACUAAAAUGACAUUGUUCAAUAGAAAGUUAGGAUCACAACUCUGAUGGUUUGUUGAAUAUAUUGUUGGGUUGGUAUGCAUUCAUGUCAAACCUAUAACGUCUCUUUUCUCAA
Messenger RNA from Mercurialis annua (annual mercury), 1180 nucleotides. RefSeq lists its product as uncharacterized. The transcript has 2 exons. The record is from RefSeq and is a predicted model, not a curated record. Lineage: Eukaryota; Viridiplantae; Streptophyta; Magnoliopsida; Malpighiales; Euphorbiaceae. Bases 138 to 857 code for a protein of 239 amino acids.